CUCUUCAAGCUUCUGACCUGAUCGAGCACAGACCUGAGUGGGAAGACGCGGCCCCCCGCCUCUCCUGGAUGCCACCAUGAGGCUGGUGUCCCUGGUGCUCUUCCUCACCUCUACUCUGCUGGCUUUCGAUGCUGGCCACGCACUUCUAGGGCUAGUGGAGGGGGAAAGAAGGGGGCAGAAAGUGUGGGCCAGAGCGGGGAGUUCGGCCGUCCUGCCUUGCCACCUGAACCCCAGAAAGAUGCGGAAGAGCUGGAAGCAGCUGCCUGACAAGACAUCCGUGCUGUGGAAGCGGCUCGGGGGAAGUGCCCACCAGGAGCCACACGUGGUGCUGGAGGUGGGCUACUCCGGCCUCCGGAAGACAGCGCUGCCCAUGAGACCCCGGGUGUCGGUCCAGGACUCUGCCUUACGCCAUGGCAACUUCUCCCUGCACAUCAACCCCGUCCGCAGCGAGGACGCUGGGCUCUAUGAGGCACGAGUGGCAUAUGACACGCAGGUCCGGAGCUGCCAGGUGGAGCUGGGGGUAGUCACAGUAACCAUCAGUCCACCCAGCCCGGUGGUAGAAAACGAGCCACUCUUGUUGAGCUGCAACUCCAGCCACCGGGCCAGCCUUGUGGAGACGUGCUGGUUCCACAACGGGCGGCCAGUCCCCACCUCCGGGUCCACCACCUUCUGCUCUUCACAUGGGGCUCUCUCCAUCCUCCGGCCAGCCAUGAGUGAUGCGGGCUCCUGGCGCUGCCAGCUCAGAUACUCCGAUAACGAGAUCAUUUCUGCCAUGUACAACCUGAAAAUUCUAGGUUUUGAUGGCCCAGCUGACCCGGUAGUCUAUGCUACAGCUGGGUCUGCAGCUGAUCUGCCGUGCACCUUGAACUACCCUCCCAAUACCUUUGGGAUCAAUGUGGUGACAGCCCACUGGAGCCACCUUGCAGGAGGACACUUGCAGGACCGGGGUAUCUCUCAGAAUUCGAGCAGCAGAAGCUUCCCCCUUCAUCUCCCUGCAGUGGGGCCAGGUGAUGCAGGGCAGUACCACUGCGCUGUCUCUGUUGGCAGAAAGACAAUCAGCAGGGACGUGACCUUGGCAGUGGUUACAGUCACCCCGAGCAUCCAAGGACCGGUUUCUGAGGGGUCUCGCUUGCUGCUCAUCUGCAGCCUCACGCACCGCCGGGGACAUGAACGUUUCCAAUGGAAGCACCUCGACUCAGCCCCCACUAACAGCAAGGGGGCUGUGGCCAUCUCCCGUCACCUGGAGGAGCACAGGUCCCAGACGGGUCGUAUCUUGGAAAUAACCCGAGUGUCACAAAAGGAUAUGGGCACAUGGGAAUGCAGUGUAUAUGGCCCAGAAGGCAGACUGGCAGCAGUGCAGUACGAGCUGCAGAUCACAGGUGCCCAAGUCUCCAACCCUCCCACCAUCUUCAGCGGGCAGGUUACUUUUGGCCUCACGGUCACCCUCUUCCUCCUGCUUACGGUCUGUGUUCUGGCUCUGGCCCUACAAAAAAGGGCACGGCCUCCUGUCUUCCCAGCGCUGGAAGGGAUGGUUGCAGUCACUGUGCCGAAGAAGGAGAUGGAAGAGAACCAAAAAGAGAAGAUCCAGCAAACUGAGUGCUGACGGGAGAGGG
Messenger RNA from Calidris pugnax (ruff), 1613 nucleotides. RefSeq names its product lymphocyte-activation gene 3 (gene LAG3). Gene Ontology annotation, biological process: positive regulation of ERK1 and ERK2 cascade; interleukin-15-mediated signaling pathway; T cell activation. Lineage: Eukaryota; Metazoa; Chordata; Aves; Charadriiformes; Scolopacidae. Gene Ontology annotation, molecular function: protein tyrosine kinase binding; MHC class II protein binding. Gene Ontology annotation, cellular component: membrane raft; external side of plasma membrane. The transcript is spliced from 8 exons. The record is from RefSeq and is a predicted model, not a curated record. Bases 77 to 1603 code for a protein of 508 amino acids.